Molecule: messenger RNA, 786 nt
Organism: Monosiga brevicollis MX1
Lineage: Eukaryota; Choanoflagellata; Craspedida; Salpingoecidae
Exons: 1
Coding region: 1-786 (261 amino acids)
Source: RefSeq, a predicted model, not a curated record
AUGUCCAACUCGGCUGUGGACACGGUCCGCACGAUCGAUGGUAUUCAGGGGUUGUUUACCUUUGGUGUGCGGCUUGAUGGCUUUUCCGGUGCGUGUCGAACGUUCAAGGCAUGGUGGCGGUGGGCUGGCGCCUGCGCUGGUGUGCCCGGUUUCUCAUCACCGAUUCUUGACUCAGCCAUGUGGCAGACAAUUUGGACAUGGGACCUGAUUGCCUUUGGUGUGUCCCAUGCCAUCGCGGGCUUGGUGGCUGCCUUCAAGUUUCGCCGGGAAAAGAUCACCGUAGUCAUGCUGCUACCCAUCAUCUUCACCGGCCUUGGACUCUUGUUUUCAGCGGUCGUGGGCCUCAUCACCGCACUCUUGAUUGCCGGCAUCUACACCAGCGCAGGUUUCAAGAUGACCACGACUGAGGUCUGUGGACUGCCGAUGCCACGAGCUUUUGUCUUCAUGGGCUUUCCGCACUCUCUCACCUUGCCCAAAUCACCCGCGCCGACGAACGCCAUAGGCUCUGGCCUGGGGUGUGGGUCAAUUUGUUCUCUACUUCAUCACGUCUUUUUCUCCAAACUAUGCCACCUUGUAAAUGAUCAGUCGCUGCCACACCAGGUCUCAGGGUUCGAUGGUAAAGGUGGUCUCUGGUCAAUUGUGAACCUCUGCUGCCCGAGCCCGCAGGCAGACAAAGCUACACGCCAAGCAUCCCGCCAGCCCCAACGCAAAAAGCCCCUGGUUGUCAUUAGCAUGGGGCAAAGCAGGAACAAGACCACAAUCAUGACCACCAAGGCAAUGAUGUAG